Molecule: messenger RNA, 3030 nt
Organism: Hemicordylus capensis (graceful crag lizard)
Lineage: Eukaryota; Metazoa; Chordata; Lepidosauria; Squamata; Cordylidae
Gene: GMDS
Product: GDP-mannose 4,6-dehydratase
Exons: 10
Coding region: 552-1610 (352 amino acids)
Biological process (GO): GDP-mannose metabolic process
Molecular function (GO): GDP-mannose 4,6-dehydratase activity
Source: RefSeq, a predicted model, not a curated record
GGGCUCGCGAGCCGGCGCGUGCACUGCUGUUAUUUUUGUUGCUAGGAGAGGGCCGACAUCCGGAGCGUGAGACUUUAAAGGGCGCGCGCGUGCGCUAAAGGAGAUUGCUGUAGAUCUCUAUCGGCCACAGAGCGCGCCCUGGAGGGAGGGGGAGGAGCUUGAGAGAGACAUCCGCGUACCAGAAGAGCGCGCUCCUUUGAAGGAGCAGCUGGCUGGGGCGGGAGAAGAAGAAACUUACUUAGGAAGAGAACACGGAAAUGCACUGACACUUAUGGCAAGGGCAAUAGCAGCUGUCUAAUAACAGCCCACCCGCCAGAGCCCCACAUUGCAGGUUAUGUCUCCUCCCGCUUAUUCUUGCACGCGGCGCUGUCACUCUCCUGCACCUGAGGCUGCGCUCCCCUCUGCCUACCACCCAUCUUCCUGCUAGAGCACCUGCAGCCGACACACCCUCUUCCCCGUGCAGCUCAGCAGCCACUCGCUGCGCUCCUUUCCCUUUCUCUCUGCCACAGCAGCAGUGACGCCUGCAGCCCUUCCCCCCACCCCCCAGGACUAUGGCAUAUCAUCAUCGGCACCAGGAAGACACCUGCCCGAGCGGUGAGCUGCCAACGGAGAACUGUGGAGACAUGAGCACCAGGAGAGUGGCCCUGAUCACUGGCAUCACUGGCCAGGAUGGCUCAUACUUGGCAGAGUUCCUGCUGGAAAAGGGCUAUGAGGUGCAUGGAAUUGUUCGCAGAUCUAGCUCUUUUAACACAGGACGGAUUGAACACCUCUACAAGAACCCACAAGCUCACAUAGAAGGAAACAUGAAGCUGCAUUAUGGUGAUCUCACAGAUAGUACCUGUCUGGUGAAGAUAAUUAAUCAGGUGAAACCUACUGAAAUUUACAACCUUGGGGCUCAGAGUCACGUCAAAAUAUCUUUUGAUUUAGCAGAAUAUACAGCGGAUGUUGAUGGAAUUGGCACUUUACGACUCCUAGAUGCUAUCAAAACCUGUGGUCUUAUAAACUCUGUGAAGUUCUACCAAGCCUCAACAAGUGAACUUUAUGGGAAAGUGCAGGAAAUACCUCAAAAAGAGACCACUCCUUUUUAUCCCAGAUCACCAUAUGGGGCAGCAAAGCUAUAUGCUUAUUGGAUUGUGGUGAACUUCCGGGAGGCCUAUAAUCUCUUUGCUGUGAAUGGCAUUCUCUUCAACCACGAGAGUCCCAGGAGAGGAGCUAACUUUGUAACUCGAAAAAUUAGCCGCUCAGUCGCUAAGAUCCACCUGGGGCAACUGGAAUGUUUCAGUUUGGGCAAUCUGGAUGCCAAGAGAGACUGGGGUCAUGCCAAGGACUAUGUCGAGGCUAUGUGGCUAAUGUUGCAAAUAGAUGAACCAGAGGACUUUGUGAUAGCCACUGGGGAAGUCCACAGUGUCCGUGAGUUUGUGGAGAAGGCAUUUGAGCAUAUUGGGAAAACUAUUGUGUGGGAAGGCAAGAAUGAAAAUGAAGUUGGCCGAUGCAAAGAAACUGGCAUGAUCCAUGUGAGAGUUAAUCACAAAUACUACAGGCCAACUGAAGUGAAAUCAUCUGAAGCAAGCAAACAAACAGGGAGGAAACACAGCAGUCAAGAUUACUGAAUAGUUGAUGCUCUGAUUGUUUUGAUGUGAACAGGGUUUUCCUUCUAAAUUGUUACUGGAGAAAUAAGUGAUUUAUGAAAAGGUGGAUAUAUAACAAAGAGAUGAUGUAUUAUAUGUUUAAUAUGUUUGUUUUUAAGAAUAGUCAUUUUCAUAGAUAGACAGACAGACAUAGAUAGAUAGAUAGAUAGAUAGAUAGAUAGAUAGAUAGAUAGAUAGAUAGAUAGAUAAUGCUGAAAGAUAAUAAAAAUAUUUUUAAUAAAUAGAUAAGAUAAUUUUUAUUAUAAAUUUUUAUUAUGCUGAAAGAUGAAAUAAUGUUGACAUCAUUUCCAAACCCUGUCUGGAAUGUGGUGGCGGCGGGGUGGAAUAUAUAGAUAUAGAUAUAUAGAACAUUUUUAACAAAAUACAUUAUGACAAAGAAACUAUGACAUUAUUUCAUCUUUCAACUUAAUAAAAAUUUCCCCCUCUGUACUUGAUGUAGCACAAAAUUACCUCCCUCUUUCCUAUCCAAAUCCUUCUCUCCUUUAAACAAGCACAAACCAAAAAGAACAAAACAAACAAACAAACAAGACUGUAGUCAGAGACUCCGCCACAACAACUUUCUACAAAAAUAUCUGUUACAAGGCAUACAAUUCCAAGACUGGUUUUCAAAUUACCUAGAACUUGUCAUGAGCUCCCCUUUUAAAUUAAAUGAUUCUUUCAUAAGCUGCCAAAAGCAAUGAAUCAGAAAUCCAUUGUUCUACCUCAGGAGUAUCCUUAACUUUCCAUUUUUACAAAAAAAAUCCAUUUUUGUAGUGUAAGGCAUUUAGCCAAAACUAAUGCCCUUGAUAACCAUAUUUCUGUAAUACUAUAUAUGUAGACAGUGUGUGGUUUUAAUACCUCUAGGCAUAGGAAAACAAGGAGAAAGAAAGAAUAUAAAAAUAGGCCAUAACAUUUAAUUUUAAUUUUCAUCAGUGUACUUGAAAAUUAACAGAAAAUCACUGAUAAUCCAUAUUUCCGUUCAUGUGUUCACAUAAAAUGAAUUAUCAUAAUUUGACCAGUGUGCUUCUAAUCCAUCAUUUUAAAUGUGGAGGUAGUUCUAAAGCUGGCACAUAGUUUAAAGAACACAGGUGUUUAUAUGGCCCUGUCUCAAAGAAAACAAAACAUGUACUUGGCAAUAGUAGUCCAUUCACUGUAUUUCCAUUGAGGUCCAUUAGAUAUUAAGAUGAAUAAGAUCAGUUCCCUAUUGACUAAUGUUGACUAAUGAGGCACUUUCAUGAUAAGUGUGUAUCCUAUCCUAUCCUAACCACUAAUGUGCUUACUGACUUUAGCCAUUGGAUAAUAUAACCAUUUAUUUUCAUGGUCACUGAAACACCACCUCGGUCUGUUGAGUACAGUCAUGCUGGGUAGUGGGACAGCCUGGUAUUUUUAGACAGUGAUCAUU